AACAAUCAAUUAGUUUAUUAAAUAAUAUUAUAAAUAUCUUUAAUCCGUAUUAAAAUAUAAUAGACAUCGACAUCGACUGAAAUAUGAUGUCAGUGCAUAAGAAGAAACCAAUGAUAUCUUAAUUGUGUCGAAACCACGCCCAAAACUUGUCCAUGCCCUCUUUUAUUCGACUAUCCGUUUCCACCACUUUCUAUCCUCCUUUCUUAAUGAUUUCUUACAAAAAGUUUCGCGGUACAGUUUCCCUCUCCCCUGAUCGGCCAUGUCCAAUCCCAUUUGGGAUCAGCGGCACCCAAAAUACAAUUGAUCCCCCUGCAAUCUUACGUGCAUAUAAAUACUGGGCCAGGACACGAGUUUGUCAGAACCGAGCCACUCUUUCUCGUAAAAGCAAAAUGGCAUUCAAGUUUUUAGUACUCGCAGCCUUUGUGGCAGUAGCCAGCGCCGGUGGGCCAGCAGCCUACGACAUCUCCGCAUCAUCCGGCGACCACAGCAGUGUCGGCUUUAGCCAAGAGUCUACGCAGAAGGGCUACGCUGGUCAAAACGUAGUUUCCUCUUACACGAAAUCCGACGACUCGGCUCAUUCAUUCGUACGAGUUAGCAGUCACAGCGUCAGCAACGAUGGCCUGUACCACUACGAAAUACCGCACACUCCGGUCGUGAAAGCCGCAUACGCAGCCCCAGCAUACGCAGCCCCAGCAUACGCAGCCCCGGCAUACGCAGCCGCCCCAGCUGCCCCCUUGAUCGCCAAGACGUACGCUGCCCCGUACAGCUACGGUACCCCUCUUCUGGCCAAGAGUUACGCCGCUCCAUACAGCUACAGCUCUCCUCUUCUGGCUAAAACCUACGCUGCCCCAGCUCCGAUCUUUGCCAAGGCUGCCGUCGCCGCACCUCUUCUGACCAAGACCUACGCUCCUUCUCUCGUAGCCAAAUCGUACGCCACUCCUCUCCUCGCUAAAUCGUACGUGGAAUCGGCUCCGCUCCUGACCAAGACCUACGAGUACGCUGCCCAUGCUCCAGUUGUCGCAAAGAGUGCCUACCUUGCUCCCGCUCACGGAUACGCCGCUCACGGAUACGCUGCUCACGGAUACGCCGCGUCCAUCGCACCAGCUCCACUUCUGACCAAGACCUAUGCUGCUCCUCUACAGCUUACCAAGCUCUCUCACGAGUACGCUCCUCAGGCUCAGCUUGUUGCCCCUGUUGCGCACACCUUCUUCAACGGUCUUGGCACCAGCUACUCCUGGUAAACUUGUGUUACGCC
Megachile rotundata (alfalfa leafcutting bee) is the source of this 1255-nucleotide messenger RNA. RefSeq lists its product as uncharacterized. The record is from RefSeq and is a predicted model, not a curated record. NCBI's taxonomy places the organism in Eukaryota, Metazoa, Arthropoda, Insecta, Hymenoptera, Megachilidae.